AUGGAGUUAAUAAAGCAAGUAAAUUUUCUAUGCCUCGGUUCACAUGGCAACCCCAGCAACUCCUCACACCCUGCUGCUCCUGAAACUUCUCCAGCUAGCAUACAAUUUCAGCAUCAACCUCGACAAGAUUCUACAGGACCUCUGAAUUCUCAUUUAGCUUUAAAAAAGCCAUCAGCAAACACUGUGCUCUUCCCAGAAUCAGUGGUUAAAGCUACUGCAGUUGCUGCUGGAGCCCGAAUUGCUACCCCUUCCGAUGCUGCAUCAUUAAUUAAGGCUUCACAGUCUAAGAAUGCUGUUUCAUAUCAUGCCUGGUGGAAUUUCUGUAAUAAAAUCCUCGGUGGCUGGCAGCGAAAGACACUUGUCUGGGAAUGUGGUCAUUCAUGGAGCAACACUUCUCUCUGUUUCAGCAUCAAAUGGCUCACAUUCUGCUGCUGGAACGAAGCAAGCUCAAGGCUAUUCUGGAAAACUUGCAGCACCAGCAGUAUAGUCUGA
This is a messenger RNA of Fraxinus pennsylvanica, 492 nucleotides long. NCBI's taxonomy places the organism in Eukaryota, Viridiplantae, Streptophyta, Magnoliopsida, Lamiales, Oleaceae. The record is from the annotation of a GenBank genome assembly.